This is a messenger RNA of Kalmanozyma brasiliensis GHG001, 1671 nucleotides long. Its product is annotated as Zinc finger, PHD-finger. The coding region runs from base 1 to 1671 and encodes 556 amino acids. NCBI's taxonomy places the organism in Eukaryota, Fungi, Basidiomycota, Ustilaginomycetes, Ustilaginales. Gene Ontology annotation, cellular component: Set1C/COMPASS complex. The record is from RefSeq and is a predicted model, not a curated record. Gene Ontology annotation, biological process: positive regulation of DNA-templated transcription. The transcript has a single exon.
AUGGAUGCAGACGAGACACCGACGACGAAGCGCAUCAAGUCGGAGCAGACGUCUGUCGAGCCUGAUGAGGCUGCUGCAGUGUCGGCGCUUGCUGGGGAGAGCGCUGUGAAGGCGGAGCAGGAGGUGUUGGUAUCAGCGUCCGAAGCCGGGCUGCCUCUGUCGGACGCUGUCAAGCUCGAGCCCACGCUUGCCGACUCCGCAUCACCCGUGACGGAAGUCCCACCGACAAAGAAGAAGAAGACUAGCACCAAGGCGUCUUCUUCAAAACCCAAAAAGGUCCCCAAGAAGACCAGCGCUCCUUCCACCGAGACCAUUCGGAAAGCCAAACCCAGCCCCUCGCCUACACCCCCACCGCCCAUGCUCGAGGAAGACGAGGAUCAAGCACUCUACUGCACCUGCCAGCGGCGACAGGACGACGUGGAGGGCGGCAUGAUCAUGUGCGAUCGCUGCGACGGGUGGUAUCACUACCGAUGCAUGCGGAUCACGGAGCUCGACGCUGAGCUGGUGGACCAAUUCAUCUGUCCACCGUGCCACGAGGUGACCGGGGAGGAGACGACGUACAAGGUGGGAUGCGCAAGAGAGGCGUGUAGAAGAGCAGCAGGGGGGCCGUUCAGCAAGUUUUGCUCGCAGAGAUGCGGGGUGCUGAUGGUAAGUGAGAGGAUGGGGAGGUUGGGCGUGAGGAGUGCGGGGGCGGUGGAGGGGUGGAGGGGAGAUGCGAGGGUGGGGAAUGCGAGGAGGACGGAAGGACUGACGCAGCAGGGCGAGGGAUCUAAAGCCGAAUGGGAGACAGUGGUAGAGAAGCUCGAUGUGGGUGGAAGCAGCUCAUCGAUACAGCGGCUAGGGCUCGCAGGCGCGUUCGAUCUCUUGCUCAAGAGUGCCAUCUCGCCAACAUCAGCUCGCGCCACCACAUCGAACGGAGCAGUCAACGGCACAUCUCUCGAACCAGCACCAUCUGCAUCACCGAAUACCGCACACGAAGCGAAACUCACCUCCUCAGCAACCUCCCUCCUGGCAAUCACCGAGCAACUCUCCCUCAUCACGCACCAAAUCUACUCGGUCGACCUGCAAAAGUCCGCCCUCGACGCGCGACUAGACCGUCUCGAUUCACGCAGCGACCUUCUCCAUCUGGUCUCCGACCGAGUGCCCACUCUACCAGCCAUCUCCACCGCCAACGGUCCAGCCGGCGAUGAGGAGGACGAAGAAAUGGCCGAAGUGAAGCCCAAAAAGAAGAAGGGGUCCAAACCCAAACCCACCACCGACGCGGGUCCGCGGUGUGGCUACGACGCACGUCUGCACUGGGACAACUACACCUUCGACGCGUGGUCCCGCGCCCCACCUGGCUCACUUAUGCUGAAACACGACCUGCCGCUGGACGGCACGCUCGAAGACACCGUCUGCGGUCUCGCCAAACGCAAGUGUCGACGUCAUCUGGAUUGGAGCAACCUGUGCGAGCUCGCGCUGGACGCGGAGAAGGGCGGGUUGAGCGGCGAAUCGCGUGCGCUGGCGGGGUUGAAGUUGCGGCUGGUCGAGCAGCGGGAGGCGCUGGAAAGGGAGAGGGAGGUAGUAAGGGAGCUGGCGGAGAUGGAGGAGAGGAGAGAGAGGAGGAGGAGAGAGGAGCGGGAUAGAGAUGUGGCGAUGCGGAUGGCGAAUGAGGGGACGAGGAGGGGUUGA